CAGAUCUAAAGCUACUAUGGAUAGACAAAAGCCGCUUGAAAUGUUGCCUAAACCAAUCAGUCUGAGUUAGACAUCAACAGGAAGAAGAAACUGUUCGUUAAAAGACGCGGUGGUUUACUUGCGGAACAGAAAUGGUGUCAACAAGUGAAGUGUUUUGUCUGUUGUUGGUCGCGAUCUUGUGGGGAGGCACAAACCCAUUCCUGAAAAAAGGCACGGAGGGCAUUGAAGGCGUACAGAAGGACAACAAACUCCUCCAGUUUCUGGCUGAGGUCAAAUUUCUGUUUCUCAAUACCAGGAUCCCAUUCCUGUUGAACCAAAGUGGAUCGUUAGUGUUCUACCUCACUCUUGCUUCUACAGAUCUGUCUCUGGCUGUUCCCAUGGUGAACUCCCUCACAUUUCUGUUCACGUUACUAAUGGGUAAAUUGCUUGGAGAAGAGUUCGGAGGAAAGAGAGCUGUGCUGGGGAUGUUACUCAUCAUGUGUGGAGUGACCGUGUGUGUACUGAGUUCUGUCUCUGAGGCAGACGGCGCAGGAGCCCGCAACUCAAGUGAUCUUUGAAAUGUGCCCCUGGACUGCUCCGGCCAUGUGAUCACACCUCGCACACACAUUCAUCUGACACAAUAUCUGUGCUGCUUUAUUUUCAGUAUGUGCUGUGAUUUUGUGCUAAGAGGUGAUGGUUGACUUUAAAUUUGUACUUGAACCAUGUUGGUGAAAUCCAAAUGUUUUGCACUUUAAAUGCAACUGUGGAAAGAGUAGCUUUUCAGUGUAUGCGAAAUGUGAAACAUACGAUAUAUUUGUAUAAACUGUAUUAUUAACUGAUAUUUAUAUGGAUUUGUAUUAAUAAUGUGAAGGUGCCCAGUGUUUAAAUACAUUUAUUUUGAACUUUUACAUUCAGAUGUCUUAUUUUGUUAAACAGAUGAAAUAAAAAAAAAAAUGAAUCUC
This is a messenger RNA of Puntigrus tetrazona (Sumatra barb), 941 nucleotides long. It is a transcript of the gene tmem234, whose product is annotated as transmembrane protein 234. NCBI's taxonomy places the organism in Eukaryota, Metazoa, Chordata, Actinopteri, Cypriniformes, Cyprinidae. Bases 132 to 557 code for a protein of 141 amino acids. The record is from RefSeq and is a predicted model, not a curated record. The transcript has 5 exons.